AAUUGACGCAGCGCGACGCGCGUGUCCUUCCGCUAGGCGGGCUGGGACUCGCGGCCGGAGGAAAAAGAGGCCGCGGGCAGAGCGGACCCAGGGAGCCUCUGAAAACGCGGGGAGCGGAGCGGCGGCGUGCCGGCGGCGAGGCUGUUCUCCGGCGGCGAAGGAGUGGGGAGGGCGUCGGGAAGCUUUCGCCGCGGAGGGAUCCCGCCGCCAUGGUGGUCUUGCGGAGCAGCGGCGCUCGCCGCGGGCCGCCCUUCGCCAUCAUGGACUCCAGCUCCGAGUUCAUCUCCCUGCAGCCCACCGCGCUCGGCUCCCGCCGCACCUGGACCCGCUCGCAGAGCUCCUCGGUCGCCGCCGGGUCCGAAGGGAUGGAGAGGAGGGGGAGAUCGGCUAGAUUUUCCUCUGGCAAAAUGGAAUGUUUCCAUGGACACUGUUUAAGACCAAUAAGAAAAAACAUCACUUUGCGUUCAGAUUCCAGCUUUGAGAAAAGUAUGGAAAUAUUGAGUGAAAAUGUAAAUAGGAGACACUUUGGAAGGCAAUUGACAAAGCCAAAAUCUGACCUGAAAGAAGAAGAAUAUAAGGAAGUCACAAGGACACUAAAAACCAGAGCUGAUGCAAAAGCUGCAAAGCAAAUCCAUGAAGAAGAUGGGGAUUUGGAGGUCCGACGAAGCCGUUAUACUACUACAAAUCAGUCUGUUCUCUUUGAUGCACUCAUAACAAAUACUGCAGAAGCAGUGUUGCAAAAAAUGGAUGACAUGGAGAAGAUGCGUAGACGCCAUAAAAAGGGCUUGGAAGAUUUUGGGGUGUUCAACAAUGCUAAAGAAAACCUUGAUAGGUAUUCCUGCGAAAAGAAGGAAAUUGAAGGAGGUGAUGAACCUGAAAAUCAACAGGAGCUUGAAGCGUCAUCAGAAGAAAUUGAGGGUAAAGAAGAUGAUGAUGUUGAAGAUAAUCAAAAGCGUUAUGACCUCCGACAGAGGAAAACUGUUGUGCCCUACCAAGCUCCUUUGGAAAGACCAAGACAACGCAAGAUGCUCUUUCCCAGCCCACGGAAACGGCCUAACAGACUGAGACGUGCAGCCCACAAUGCUAAUUCCACAUCGUCUUCCUCAUCAUCCCCUUCCUUGUCAUCCUCAUCUGAUGAGGAAGAGAGCGUUGAAAGGCGUCGGAUGCACAGCCGUAACAGGACAAUAAGAAGGUGUCUUCCAGUAAACUUUCAGGAGGAUGAGCUGAAGGGAGUUCGCAAGGAUCGAAUGAAAACUGGAAAAAGCCUGGCUGAUGUUGAUCCAAUGCAAAUUGAUAGUUCGGUGCGAUUUGAUGCCGUGGGUGGUCUUUCAGACCACAUUUCAGCUUUAAAAGAAAUGGUCAUUUUUCCCCUGCUUUAUCCAGAGGUGUUUGAGAGAUUCAAAAUUCAGCCUCCAAGAGGAUGUCUAUUCUAUGGUCCACCAGGAACUGGGAAGACCCUGGUUGCACGUGCCCUUGCUAAUGAAUGUAGCCAAGGGAACAGGAGAGUGGCUUUUUUUAUGAGAAAAGGUGCAGACUGCCUGAGUAAAUGGGUAGGAGAAUCCGAAAGGCAACUUCGUUUGUUAUUUGAUCAGGCAUAUCAGAUGAGGCCUUCAAUUAUUUUCUUUGAUGAGAUUGAUGGUCUUGCUCCUGUCCGGUCCAGUAAGCAAGAUCAGAUUCAUAGCUCCAUCGUAUCAACGCUUCUGGCACUCAUGGAUGGGUUAGACAGCAGAGGAGAGGUGGUUGUAAUUGGUGCGACCAACCGACUCGAUUCCAUUGAUCCUGCAUUACGAAGACCUGGACGCUUUGACCGAGAAUUCCUCUUUGGCCUCCCAAAUAAAGAGGCCAGAAAAGAAAUUUUCAAGAUUCAUACCCGUGACUGGACUCCUAAGCUGUUGGACACAUUUAUAGAUGAGCUCGCUACAGAAUGUGUUGGGUACUGCGGAGCUGAUAUAAAGUCUUUGUGUGCUGAGGCUGCUCUCUGUGCCCUCCGCCGGCGAUAUCCUCAGAUCUACUCGAGUAGUGAGAAAUUGCAACUAGAUGUCAAUUCUAUUAAAAUAAAAGCAAAAGAUUUUGUGAUGGCUAUGCAGAAAACUGUUCCAGCAUCACAGAGGGCUGUGCCUUCACCGGGCCAAGCACUGUCACCUAUUAUGAAGCCACUUCUAGGAAAUACACUCUUGAGAAUUUUACAAGCCCUACAAAGGGUAUUUCCUCAUGCAGAGCUUGCACUGAAGAAGGACCAGCAGCAAGGCAGUUUAAAUUCUAUCUUAAAAGGUGAUACAAUUGAUGGAAACUAUGAAUCACCCUCAAUCUUUGAAGAGAAUGUAACAGAUAAAAUGAUUUGCAGACCGCAGGAAAAAUUCCUCAAUUUUAGUAGGAAAGCUUACUGGCAGCCUACAUCCUGCAGGCCACACCUGCUAUUAGUAGGAAAGGCAGGAUAUGGCCAGGCAUCCCACUUGGCACCUGCUGUUUUGCAUGCUCUGGAAAUGUUUCCAGUUCAUACUCUGGACAUGUCAGUUUUAUUUGUUAGCAUCUCAUCGCCUGAAGAGACAUGUGCACAGUUGAUCCGAGAAGCUCAGCGGACAGCACCAAGCAUAAUUUAUAUCCCACAUAUCCAUUUGUGGUGGGACAGUGUUGGAGCUACACUGAAAGCUACCUUUACAUCACUAAUUCAGAACAUUCCAACAUUUGCUCCAGUCUUGCUGCUUGCAACAUCAGAUGUGUGUCACACAGAUCUCCCGGAUGAGGUACAAACAUUGUUUAAGAAUGACUUUGGAGAAGUUUUCAAUAUCCAAUCUCCGGAUGAGGACGAAAGAAGACAUUUUUUUGAGGACUUGAUCUUGAAUCAAGCUGCUAAACCUCCCACUUCUAAAAGGAAAGCAGCUGGCCAGACAUUGGAAGCAUUGCCUGUAGCACCACCACCUGAACCUCGACCUCUGACAGAGGAAGAAAUGAAGUGUCUGGAGGAGCAGGAGGAAGAUACCCUGCGUGAACUUCGAAUUUUCUUGAGGGAUGUUACUCACAGACUUGCCAUUGACAAACGUUUCAGGGCCUUUACAAAGCCUGUUGACCCGGAGGAGGUGCCUGACUAUGACACAGUUAUUAAACAUCCAAUGGAUCUUUCAACAGUUUUAUCUAAGAUUGACUUGCACCAAUACCUAACUGCGGGAGAUUUUCUGAAAGAUAUUGAUCUCAUCUGUAGUAAUGCUUUAGAAUACAACCCAGAUAAAGACCCUGGAGAUCGCCUCAUUAGGCACAGAGCUUGUAGUUUGAAAGACACUGCAUAUUCCAUUGUGAAGGAAGAAAUAGAUGAAGAUUUUGAACAACUUUGUGAAGAAAUUAAAGAAUCUCGUAAGAAACGAGGUUGCAGCUCUUCAAAGUAUGCUCCAGAUUUCUAUACAGUGAUGCCAAAGGAAAACUCUGCUCCUGGAUGUAAGAAAACAGAUGCAAAGUGCAGUGAAAAAACAAAGAUGACAGUGACACCUGUAGGAGCCAGUACACCCCUCUCCAGUGAUGUGUCAAAAAGAAAACGCAGAAAAACCAAAUCCUCUUUUUCCAUUGCAAAGAGAAAAAGGUGUUUUCAAUUCAAUAAAGAGAAUACAAUUCCCAAAGAUGACCCAAAUGAGAGCGAUGGGGAAGAUUUUCUGGCAAGCUAUAUUUCUAACAUGGAUCAGACUGAAUUCGAAUCCUUACAGGCUUCUACUUGGGAAGAAAGUGAAACUGUUCUUCAGGAACGGCAGACAAAUAGCAAUGAAAAUAAAGCUGGAUCAGAAAAGGAGAGAGAGGGCGGGCUUUUUGAUAUGGGUACAUCUGCUGGUGAAAAGGAGAGUGUCGGGCUGCCUGGACACUCAGACCUGAGAAGGGAAAGUGAUGUUUCUGUUGUCCAAAAACCGGACACCUCUGGAAAGCCAGAGGCAAAUGAUCCUUGGGUACUUCACACGACUCGUGCAAGAUGUUCUCAGACAGAACAGAGGCAGAUGAGGGCUGAAAAAGUUAUGGACGUUGUGACAGAGUCAGCUGUUGUAGUGAUGGUGGAUUACUGUGAGCUCAAACAACUGUUGAAUAUGGUCACUGAGCUAACAAAGGAGGCUGAUGUAUUCCAUUUUGAAAAAUUAUAUGCUACAAUUUGUCAGUGUAUUUAUCAACAUCGGGAAGAUUAUGACAAAACCGAAUUACUGAAGGUAAUGAAGAAAGAAAUUAAAGCCUUAGCGCUAAUAUGAUCUGUGACAUACUUGAUUUCUGUUCUGCAAAGUUGUUUUCAUUGCAUAUUCUUCUGUUCUUUUUGUGUGUAAUUCAGUACUUUACGUAUAUAAAACAAAUUUAUCUUAAAAUAUAUUUUUAAUGUUCAGAAACUCUUUAAAGUGCUUUUAUUUUGUAUUCUUUCCCCGUAUUUGUUGAUAUUCUGUGAUGAACAGCGAGCUCGGACAGAAGGAGUUUGGUCUUUUGAGAUCAGUGUGUUCAGCUGUCCUCUCCAAUACACAGCACCUUAGCCUCAUGUUGUGUGGUUUGUGAAGUACUGCAGUCAGUGCCUUUGUCACAGUGUAGAUGUGAAUGUCUUCCAGAUGCUUCCAGUGCCUCUUCUUAAAAGAAAAGGAUGAAUAAAUCGAUAAGCUUUUAUCAUCCUUUCCCAUAUAUAUUUUUUUCUGCAGGAAUCUCUGGUGAUAUAUAUUGUACAGCAUGGUAUGUAAGGGUUUUAAAACAAGUCUGAUUCUGACAUAUGAAAUCUAAUGCCUUUAGAAAACUCUUAGUGCAGUUCAGAGAUUUUUUUGUUUGUUUUGUUUUUUUUAAUUGCCCGAUAGUAUCUCAUGUGGCUUUCCUGGAAUUAACAACAUAAAGACAGUAUGUGGGAGAAAACAAUUCCACAAAGAUUUUUUGCUAUGGUAUAUUUUCAACGAUUAAAAUCCCAACUUGAGAGGCAAAGCCAAGCUUGCUAUUGAAACUUCCUAACAUGAUGCUUGGUCUUGCUUCUAACAGUGACAAUCUUUAUACUGGAAAGUAGUAUUUUAAUAUUUAUUAAUUUAAUAUAAAUUAUUAGUUGCACGGAUAGUGCCUUAUAGUUGAAUUAAAUUUGUAAAUAAUUUUCUUAGUGACCAAGAGAGAAUCUAUUUGUCUAUUUCUUAAAAUUAACUAUAUUUCACCAAGAAUAUAUGUAAGAAAUAUCAGAGCAAGCCUCUGUUUUAGAGGUAGAUUUCUCUUCAAACCAGUGGAGAAAAUUAAUGUGACAGUUUUUUAAAUUAACCUAAGAUGGGGGAAGAUUUUAUUUUCAAAAAACAAUUAUAUAAUGAUGAAAAAUGUAGCAGUAUCUGUUGCUGGUAUGUCACUGAAUACCUAACUGUGCAAUCCCCGUGUGUGCUUUCUUAUGUGUGUGUUCUUGUUUCUUUCUAGUGCGUGCCAACAUUCUAAACUAUGUGGGAUUUCUUUUUUCAUUUGUAUUGUUUGGAUGAGUAUUAAUGAGAAAUGAAUGUCCAUUUGUUUCUUUCUUUUCAUUAAAAAUCUUUAAAAAAGCAGUAUGAGUCUGAAGGCUUUAAAAGAGGUGCUUUAUGGGAGUAGCUUACCUUGUUUAUGGUAUAUUGCUUAUGUGGCAAUAGCAAAGGCAGGAGGAAGAAAAGCGUACAUCUGAAAUUCACAUGUUAAUGUAUAUUACGUUAAAAAUGUAAUAAUGGAGUCAACUUUGCUUUUCCCUAACUUGUUCUGCAACUUGGUUAGUAUCACAGAUUUGUUCGAGGUGUGCAUGCGGUUCGCUGAUCUGAUCCUCUGAGUGACUUUGUUGGAAAUGUCUUUGUAACAGAGAUGGAGUGAAGAAAUCCCCAGUCUUUUCUGUAAGAGUUUCUGAGCUGCAUACAACACACUUUUGUGCUUCCCGGGUUCUCCUCAUCCCUUAUCACCAUACAAUCAUGUGCAGUCAGCUCUCUGCAUGGCAGCUCAAAGAUUUCAUCCUCACAAGGCGUGACUGGAAAGGAGGAACCAGGAGCAAACUUGAUCUUCAGGCUAUGGGCAAACCUCUCCUGUUGUUCAUCUCAAUAACAAAGCACACCUCUACAGUUUCAAAAACUUAAAAACCUGGAAGUCUCAGUGUUCCAUGAGUUGUUCCCUGUUACUGUUAGCAGUUUCCACAAGCCACAUUCUGCUUUUUCUCUCUUGGGAAUCAAUCACGUGUAGUAUCUGAGUCAGAGCUGCAAGUAGUGAUAGAGGAAAUACAAAGGCUGCUCCGAAAGUUAUGCCUCCUAUUUUAUAAUGUUGGCCUACAGGGUCAGAGGCAGAUGUUGGUGGUACAGCAGUUGGAGCUGCCCACCACUAUUCUGUUAUGUUUUGUCGUGUGACAGACGGCAGCAGAGGGGCAAUCCAAUAGAAUGGUGUCUGAUACAAAAGUGUGUAUGAAGUAAAGGUGUGGAAUUGAAUUUGGCCAUGUGGAAGAAAUGGCACUCUGACAUUCGUGGGUGCUUGCUGAAUGCUUAAGGACACCAAACGGGAUGUGAGCACAGGGAGGUGGUGGCUGGUGAAACAUUGAGAAACAGUAGGUGAGCUCCAGUAGCGCACAUCUCCAUGAGCACAGCGUGCAGCCGUUUGCUGCUGGCAGAAAUACGUAGCUGACGGUGCUGACUGUUGGAAAAUAGCACUUCUUAGCUGAGAACUUGCUCUGUCCUCCAGUGUUCCUGUGCUCUUUGUGUUUGUUGUCGUUUCCAAGGAAAUCAACGGGCGGCAUUACUUUCGGAGCAGCCUACAUAGCAUGUAAUCGCGGUGCGUCGCAAAGUAUCUCGGUGGGAGCUAAGAGCGACGUGUCCGAGGUGGCUGGAGAAAGAAGAUGUCCAAGUUCCACCUCUCGCCAGAGAACGGGGCAGUGCGGGCCGUCUCUCCCCCCGCCCGCGGCACGGCGGCUCGGGACCGCGCAGCGCUGCCGUCGCUCAGGGCCGGGCGCGUGCGGCAAGCCGCG
This is a messenger RNA of Phasianus colchicus (ring-necked pheasant), 6928 nucleotides long. It is a transcript of the gene ATAD2, whose product is annotated as ATPase family AAA domain containing 2. Gene Ontology annotation, cellular component: nucleus. NCBI's taxonomy places the organism in Eukaryota, Metazoa, Chordata, Aves, Galliformes, Phasianidae. Gene Ontology annotation, molecular function: chromatin binding; histone binding; ATP binding. Gene Ontology annotation, biological process: nucleosome assembly; nucleosome disassembly; transcription initiation-coupled chromatin remodeling. The record is from RefSeq and is a predicted model, not a curated record.